GCGUAGUUCCAGACCGAGGUGCGGCGGGAGUCAGACUGCCCUUUCUUGGUCUUUCUUUGGCCAGCCUGCUGCGCCUGUGACCCUGCGCUGCCCCUGGUGGUUGCGAUUCGAUUCUGAAUUUGGUUGCCAAAUAUAAAAUAGUGACCCAGGCCCAGAAACAAGUUUUGAACUCACCUUCUCAGUGCAAGACCAUUCAUCUUGAAUGCUGCAGAAAUACUCGUCUUUACUUUGUCCGCCAUAUCUAAGUCAAACACAUUCAAAAGAGUAAAUUACCCCGUAACAUGCACGGCAAUAUCAGCAAGGCGCAAGCAAAGUCUAAUACUUAUAGCCUUUCGAGCUCGAGUUUGAUUAAGGUUUUCAAUUUCACAAGUUCCCGCGGUUUAGCCGCUUUUUAGACUCAAUGUAUUAAUUGUUAUUCCUCUUCUUAGAAUGCCAUCCAAUUUAAUAACAUUUAAGGUAAAUUCUCAUGUUUAGAUUUUUUAAGAUCGAAAAAAAUAUGCAAAUGUAGGAUUGAAUUUUCGAUGAAUCCGAUUGAACUAUUUACCGUCCCUUAUAUUUUAUUCAUAAAGAUUUGAACUAGACUAAUUUCUUUACCCUGGUCGCGCGUUAACGUCCAAAGCAGCUAGCUCAAUUCAACGGGACAUUCAUAUUUUCACCGCCCAAGCCACCGGCGCGGUGAUCCGCUGAGUGAUAGCGAUUGCAGCUGCAGAGACACUAAGACAGUACCGAGGAUCUGGAUGAUUUGUCUAAACGCCUGGUGUGGCUAGAUCCCGUACAUUGAAUAUAAAUAAUAACUGAUAUUAGAUGAUGGCAUCUUCCAAACAAGCCCAAGGGAGGAAGAAUCAAGCAAAGGAUGUAAUUGCAGCACUUUGUCAUAUUCUGAAUUCACAUUCUUCAAUAACCAGGAUCACCCCUGAGCAGUUUAGACAAGCAAAGUUUGAUCAACCUGAAGCUAUUUCAUCAAUGUGGGUGUUACUCCAAGAAUUACUGCAACUCAACUUUAAGUUAUCAGUUAUCAACAAACCUACAAAGACUAGCUUCGAAAAGGCAGAUUUUCAGUCAAUGCUUUACCAGAUUGGUUACAGGUGCCCUGGUUUCCAUGGCGAUGAUGUCGGAAGCAGAGACAUCCUCCUGGCCAUAGGAUGGCUCCUUGCAAAGUUAAGCUUUGUGUCUGAACAGGUGAAAAUCAACCUACAAGAUUCGUUCCCAUUAAUUUCAAGCUUUCAUCUCGGAGCAGCUCAGAAAGCCUUAAAUUCAGGGAAUGACAAGACUUCAUCUCAGGGGCUAAAGCAGACUGUCUCAUCGUCUCCCAAUGGACAGGCCAAAUACCUGGUGUGGCUGAUGGGGCGACUCAGGUUAACUCUGAAGGCUCUUUACUGUGAACAACAAGGUCUAUGUGCAGCAAUGCAUCGCAUACAUGAAGCUACUCAAGGCAUUGGCAUGCCACAUCCUAGUCCUAUCAAUCAUCUUACAGCAUUGGAGACCUUUAUACUCAGACAUCCAAAGCAGUUACAACAAUACCUUUUGCACCUUGAUAAACAAGCAUCCCUUCUUCAAGCAUGUGUAACCUGGAAAGAAGCUGAGCCUGUAUUCUGGCAGUGGAUGUUAAGCGUCCAUGAAGCCAAAAUGUCUGCUUCAGAAAACACUAUUCCACCCACCUCAUCCAACAAUCAAUAUGUGCAUCACUUGGUAGCAACCACAGAGUUAUCUAGACGAUUACAGCAGCUUGAUGGUCUUGAGAAUGAACUAAUCAGAGAGUGCAAAAGUUUAGAGGAUGAACUUGAAUCAAGAGGGGCCAAUGACCUUGUCAAUCAGCUAUCUGAUCAAUCCAACAUACACAAGAGAAAGGUAGACAUUGACAAUGCAGUAAGAGCUCAGCUCACCAACAGCUAUGAAGAACACCGGAAGAAGCAUACAAAGAACUUUCCGCUUUCAUCGGUUCAGUUUGCCUUCAAGCCUGGACAGACAAAGAAUACUCGCUUAAAAGCUGAACCUCUCCCUCCAAAUACCCUCAACAUAAAUGAUGAGAUUAAGAGAAUGUCUGAUGUUGCAAGAAGGCUGGAAGAAGAGCUGGAGACUGUUAAACUCAAACAGCAGCAAAUAUUUGAUGGCUUUGCAGAAGGGUUGAUGAAUGUUGUGUGUAUCCCACCCAUGUUAGAAAAGACUAGCUAUUCAUCAUCAGGAACAUAACAGGCCAUAGUCGCACAGGAAAUUUAUUUAAAUUCCCUUCUUGGAAAUUUAUAUACUUAAAUUCUCACUGAAUGUGAUUCAGUAAUAUACUUCCUCUUAAUCCAUUGACUACUACUGUAUUCUUGAAUUUCAAUAGACUAUGUGCAGGCACCGAGGUUCCAGUAGGCAAAGGAUUAAUGUGUGUCCAUUAUAUUCAGUGGGCAUGCACAAAAACCAUGGAGGGGUUUCAACAGUGGUCCAGAAUUUGUGAAAGACUAUGCAAAGCUGGAUUGGAAGUAUAGAUAUGUAUAUUCUGAACCAGCUGAAUUAUGAGAGAGGUUAACACAGAAUACAGGAGGCUUAGAUAUUCACUCGUUUGUUGAAUUUACUAAAUGCACACAAAUUGCAAUUCAACUUGGGAAGGUCGAAAGUUUAAAUAAAGUUUAAGUUCAUCUA
Lytechinus pictus (painted urchin) is the source of this 2625-nucleotide messenger RNA. Its product is annotated as tubulin epsilon and delta complex protein 1-like. The transcript is spliced from 6 exons. Bases 805 to 2190 code for a protein of 461 amino acids. The record is from RefSeq and is a predicted model, not a curated record. Lineage: Eukaryota; Metazoa; Echinodermata; Echinoidea; Temnopleuroida; Toxopneustidae.